UCCAUCUUCUUCGUCUCCGUCUGGGGCGAGUCGCGUGUCAAAUCUUCCCAUUAUCCGCGCGAUCCCUUAGCCAUCUACCAUGGCUCGCCUCCUCGCGCGAACCCUAACCCUAGGCCGCCCGGCCGCCCCGGGCUCCUCCCUGCAGCCCCACCGCGCCCUCUCAGACAAGGUGGAGCUGAUCGAGAUCGACCUCUCCGAGGAAUCCGCCUCCUCCACCUCCUCCGGGGACUCCGGGGAGGAGCCGAUGGGGAUGGGGCGCCUGAACGACGCCAUCCACGGCGUCCUGGUUCGGCGGGCCGCUCCGGAGUGGCUCCCCUUCGUGCCCGGGGGGUCGUACUGGGUGCCGCCGAUGCGGCGGCCGCUCGGGGUGUCCGAUCUCGUCGGCACCGUCGUCUACAACGCGAGGGCCGCCGUGGACGCGGCGGAGAUGACGAGGGCCACCAUGGUUAAGGCCGCGAUGACCAAGGAGGAGGCCAUGUGCUUCACCACGCAGCGGGGAUGGCCGUCAGAGGCCUAUUUCGUCCAAGGGAAAGUUUGGCAUCCAGUGAAGAAGUCAAGGAAAAAUGCUAAAACUGAUGAUGAGGAAAGCUAAUUUGUCCUUGCAAGUUUACCUGGGAUCCCCAGGUGGACACAGGAAGACUCAGCUCGGAGAAGUAAAACCCUGCUGAUGGCUGUACAUAUAGACGAUAUAGGUGUCUUAACAGACCCUAGCAACAAUAAUGAGCCGCCUCAUCACCCGUCUCUUCUUCGGUAGGUCAUGCGUGCUUAAGAUGAACAUGAUGAAUUUGUAUUACAACACAGCCUAGUGUCAUGUGCUCUUUGACUGCUCUCUGAGCUGAAGUUGUAUGAUGUACCAACUAUUCUUUGUGGAUUAUUUCUGCUUGUACGGGCACCCGUCGGCUCCUCGGCGUCAGUGGGUAAUGUUAAUACAGAUUUCUUACCGAA
Molecule: messenger RNA, 945 nt
Organism: Aegilops tauschii subsp. strangulata
Lineage: Eukaryota; Viridiplantae; Streptophyta; Magnoliopsida; Poales; Poaceae
Source: RefSeq, a predicted model, not a curated record